This is a messenger RNA of Mesocricetus auratus (golden hamster), 3105 nucleotides long. RefSeq names its product ribosomal protein S6 kinase A1 (gene Rps6ka1). Lineage: Eukaryota; Metazoa; Chordata; Mammalia; Rodentia; Cricetidae. The record is from RefSeq and is a predicted model, not a curated record. The transcript has 22 exons. Gene Ontology annotation, molecular function: magnesium ion binding; ribosomal protein S6 kinase activity; ATP binding. Gene Ontology annotation, biological process: intracellular signal transduction; positive regulation of DNA-templated transcription; protein phosphorylation. Bases 124 to 2331 code for a protein of 735 amino acids.
AGCCAGAGCGCGAGGGGCUCGGGGACGCGCGGGGGUCUCAGUGCAGCGGCAGGGACCCCGGGGCCCGGAGGCAGCGCAGCCCGGGGCCGCCGGGUGGAGCGCGAGCGGUUCGGCGGCGGCGCGAUGCCGCUCGCCCAGCUCAAGGAGCCCUGGCCGCUCAUGGAGCUGGUGCCACUGGACCCGGAGAAUGGACAGGCCUCGGGGGAAGAAGCUGGACUUCAGCCAUCCAAGGAUGAGGGCGUCCUCAAGGAGAUCUCCAUCACGCACCACGUCAAGGCCGGCUCUGAGAAGGCUGAUCCAUCCCAUUUUGAGCUCCUCAAGGUUCUGGGGCAGGGAUCCUUUGGCAAAGUCUUCCUGGUACGCAAGGUCACCAGGCCUGACAGUGGGCACUUGUAUGCCAUGAAAGUGUUAAAGAAGGCAACGUUGAAAGUACGUGACCGAGUUCGGACCAAGAUGGAAAGAGACAUCCUGGCUGAUGUGAACCACCCAUUCGUGGUGAAGCUGCAUUACGCCUUCCAGACUGAGGGCAAGCUCUAUCUCAUUCUGGACUUCCUGCGUGGUGGUGACCUGUUCACACGACUCUCCAAGGAGGUCAUGUUUACAGAGGAGGACGUGAAGUUUUACCUGGCUGAAUUGGCACUGGGCCUGGACCACCUGCACAGCUUGGGCAUCAUUUACAGAGACCUCAAGCCUGAAAACAUCCUUUUGGAUGAGGAAGGCCACAUCAAACUCACUGACUUUGGCCUGAGCAAGGAGGCCAUUGACCAUGAGAAGAAGGCCUAUUCGUUCUGCGGGACAGUGGAGUACAUGGCUCCCGAGGUUGUCAACCGCCAGGGCCACACCCACAGUGCAGAUUGGUGGUCCUAUGGGGUGUUGAUGUUUGAGAUGCUGACGGGCUCCCUGCCCUUCCAGGGGAAGGACCGGAAGGAGACCAUGACAUUGAUUUUGAAGGCGAAGCUAGGCAUGCCCCAGUUUCUGAGUACGGAAGCCCAGAGCCUCCUGCGGGCCCUGUUUAAGAGGAAUCCUGCCAAUCGGCUUGGUUCAGGUCCUGAUGGGGCGGAGGAAAUUAAGAGGCAUGUCUUCUACGCUACCAUUGACUGGAAUAAGCUCUACCGUCGUGAGAUCAAGCCACCUUUCAAGCCAGCUGUGGCCCAGCCGGAUGACACGUUCUACUUUGACACUGAGUUCACAUCUCGCACGCCCAGGGACUCUCCAGGCAUCCCCCCCAGCGCCGGUGCACAUCAGCUGUUCCGUGGCUUCAGCUUCGUGGCCACUGGCCUGAUGGAGGAUGACGGCAAGCCCCGGACCACUCAGGCCCCCCUGCACUCGGUGGUACAGCAACUCCACGGGAAGAACUUAGUUUUCAGUGAUGGCUAUGUGGUAAAGGAGACAAUCGGCGUGGGCUCCUACUCCGUGUGUAAGCGCUGUGUCCACAAGGCCACCAACAUGGAGUAUGCUGUCAAGGUCAUCGACAAGAGCAAACGGGAUCCCUCAGAGGAGAUUGAGAUUCUUCUGCGGUACGGACAGCACCCCAACAUCAUCACCCUGAAAGAUGUGUAUGAUGACGGCAAGCACGUGUACCUGGUGACAGAGCUGAUGAGGGGCGGGGAGCUGCUGGAUAAGAUCCUGCGCCAAAAGUUCUUCUCCGAGCGGGAGGCCAGCUUCGUCCUGCACACCAUCAGCAAGACUGUGGAGUACUUGCAUUCCCAGGGGGUCGUCCACAGGGACCUCAAACCCAGUAACAUCCUGUAUGUGGACGAGUCUGGGAACCCCGAGUGCCUGCGCAUCUGUGACUUUGGCUUUGCCAAGCAACUUCGGGCAGAGAACGGACUUCUCAUGACGCCUUGCUACACAGCCAACUUCGUGGCACCUGAGGUGCUGAAACGCCAAGGCUAUGAUGAAGGAUGUGACAUCUGGAGCCUGGGCGUUCUGCUGUACACCAUGCUGGCAGGAUACACUCCAUUUGCCAAUGGGCCCAGCGACACACCAGAAGAGAUCCUCACCCGGAUCGGCAGUGGGAAGUUCACCCUCAGUGGGGGAAACUGGAACACGGUCUCAGAGACAGCCAAGGACUUGGUGUCUAAGAUGCUUCAUGUGGACCCCCACCAGCGCCUCACAGCCAAGCAGGUCCUGCAGCACCCGUGGAUCACCCAGAAAGACAAGCUUCCCCAGAGCCAGUUGUCCCACCAAGACCUGCAGCUUGUGAAGGGCGCCAUGGCAGCUACAUAUUCUGCACUCAAUAGCUCCAAACCCACCCCCCAGCUGAAGCCCAUUGAGUCAUCUAUCCUAGCCCAGCGGCGGGUGAGGAAGCUUCCAUCGACCACCCUGUGAACCACAGUGCAAACUCCUUGGAGGCAGAGUCCUCCCCAGAGGGAGCAGGCCUGGGUCACAGGACCAAGUGAAGUGGAGUCCUCCGAAAGGACCCGGGAAGUAGCCAGCCCAGAUCACCCAAGCGAGGGUGUGAAGUGCCUUCUUCCCCAGGAUGGACUCUUCUGGGCUCGAGCUCCGUGUGUGAAAUCCAUUCACUGUACAAACUUUUUUAAGGGAAAAAAAUGGCGUCAUCUACCAUGGAUUUUUACAAGAUCCAUUUGCCUUUCUAGCCAUUGCAGUCCCAAGAGGAGCACCGGGCCAUGGAGACUGUGGCUAAGAUUCCCUUGACCCGCUUUGGGGCCCUCCCCUAAGCGCUGCCCCCUCUGUGGGCUGGGGAGCCAUCUACACGCGCCUCCAAACAGCCCAGUGCUGCCUCUCAGAGUCACCCACUGGCUAUUCCGCAGAACUUGGUCCCCAGCCGGCUCCUCUCCAUUCUGUUCUGGGGUUCUAGAACCACUUUCUGCUAGAGCCAAGGAUGAUGCCCUGUCAGCUCUUGGCUCCAGGCACCAGCAUCCACAUUGCCCAUCCACAAUGGGCCCCUGCAGUCGGGUCGGACAGCCCCGUGGAGAGGAGACAGAGAGCACUUUUCAGCGGACUUCCUGUCUGCCACUGGACAGAGUUCACAGGAGACCAGGGAGUGGACCACGGGGGACGAGGGCUUUUUCAUUUCCUCCUCAGCUGGUAACUCAGGGUUCAUCUGUCCAGGGCCUUUCUAAUAAACUUACAAUCCAGUCA